AUGCCUUUAACGCUGAACGCAGCAAAUCUGGCCGCAUUGAAUCAAAUGGCCCGAAAUCAGCUGAACAACACUUCACAACCUUUGUUAGGAAUGACGCCAGAACAGUUCACCAGUCAUUUUGGCUUCCUGAAUCCAAUCAAGAGAGAGAUGCAGUCUGCUCCGCAUGGCACAGAUGCAAACGGCAUGCCGCAACCGAAACGCCGUCGGCUGCGUCGACAUCCUGUCUGGAUGUUCUUUAAGGACCUUGAAGAUCGCAUGGUUGGCUGUAUUAACUGCAGUUUCCGUACCGGUUCGGCGUUUAGCACUAAUCUCAAGAUGCAUUUGAAAGCCCAUCACAAGGAGGAUUACGAGAGGGUACGUCAAAUUUUUGAUACUGGUCGAUUAUUGAUUACUUCCGUUAGAUUAUUAGUGCUUAUAGAAAGUGAACCAUAG
This is a messenger RNA of Cooperia oncophora, 432 nucleotides long. The record is from the annotation of a GenBank genome assembly. Lineage: Eukaryota; Metazoa; Nematoda; Chromadorea; Rhabditida; Trichostrongylidae.